This is a messenger RNA of Rotaria socialis, 678 nucleotides long. The record is from the annotation of a GenBank genome assembly. NCBI's taxonomy places the organism in Eukaryota, Metazoa, Rotifera, Eurotatoria, Philodinida, Philodinidae.
AUGUCGAAUAACCGCGUUUAUACCGUGAGCGGCGGCUCUAUAGACAUCGUUGGCGGUCGUGGUGUUAGUGCUGAUUUUGUGUUGGGCACGCCACAGGCUACAGGAACACUCGCUUGGGUUCAGAAUACAUACGCAUCCCAAUACAAUCAUGCUGUUGGAUGUUGGGAAGCAUUCGAUGGUGCCAGUAAAAAGAGGCGAAUGCGUGGAGGCCAUCUAUUAUUAUAUAGAUGGCUUAUAUUCGCUGUUGUCAUUGUCUCGUUUGUGUUGGGUGGUCUGAGUAAGCAAGUUAAAGCCUAUAUUGCAUUUCCAAUCGUUGCUACAGUGAUCUAUAUGAGUUUGACCAUAUGGAAUUGGCAUGUAUUUCGAAUCAACGGAAGUCUUCGGCAUCCACACAUGAUACAGGUGCCUGCAAGAAUACUUCCUGGAUGGUCAAACAAGUUCUUUCGCAUCCCUAUUUAUGCUCAAAUUACUGAUCGCCAAAUAUUGGGCAUAACACAUGAAGUCGGAACAAUUAUUGCUCAACUUAUCCAACAAAGUCAUGGAGAAACUUCGCUGCACAUCAUGGCUUAUACAGACAGCUAUUUGAGAAAGUUGAAAUUUCCAAAAGAAACUGUUCUUCAUUUUCUAAUUUUUAUUAUCGUUUUUAUUGUUGCUAUAGGAAGUGUACUGUCUGAAUGA